Molecule: messenger RNA, 849 nt
Organism: Metarhizium album ARSEF 1941
Lineage: Eukaryota; Fungi; Ascomycota; Sordariomycetes; Hypocreales; Clavicipitaceae
Product: mitochondrial S-adenosylmethionine transporter
Exons: 1
Coding region: 1-849 (282 amino acids)
Cellular component (GO): mitochondrial inner membrane
Molecular function (GO): S-adenosyl-L-methionine transmembrane transporter activity
Source: RefSeq, a predicted model, not a curated record
AUGUCCACCACGCCCACGCCUCCCUUCCAGUCCGCCCUCCUGGCAGGCGCCCUCGCCGGCACGACGGUCGACCUCUCGCUCUUCCCGCUCGACACGCUCAAGACCCGACUCCAGUCGUCGGCCGGCUUCUUCCCCUCGGGCGGCUUCUCGGGAAUAUACCGCGGCAUCGGCUCGGCGCUGGUGGGCUCCGCCCCCGGCGCGGCCUUCUUCUUCUGCACGUACGAGACGACCAGGGGGCUCCUUCUGGGGCCUCACGGGAACCGGGUGCCCGAGGCCGCCGCGUCCAUGGCGGCCGCGAGCCUGGGCGAGGUGGCCGCGUGCGCGGUCCGCGUGCCGACCGAGGUGGUCAAGCAGCGCGCCCAGGCGGGCAUGCACGGUGGCUCGUCGAGGGCCGCCCUGGGUGCCAUCCUGUCCCGGCGCUCGACGCACGGUCUCGGCGCCGUCUGGAGGGAGCUGUACCGGGGCUGGGGCAUCACCGUCUUCAGGGAGGUGCCCUUCACCGUCAUACAGUUCCCGCUCUGGGAGGCCAUGAAGUCGUGGCGGAGGAAGCGCAAGGGGGGCGGCGACAAGGCCGGCCGCCAUGUCCCCGCGCCCGAGAGUGCCCUCUUUGGCAGUGUGGCCGGAGCCGUCUCGGCCGCCGCCACGACGCCCCUGGAUGUCUUGAAGACGAGGGUCAUGUUGUCCAAGGACAGGGUUUCCGUGGCACAAGUAUUUGGCACCAUGGUCAAGGACGAGGGCCUUCGUCCCUUCUUUGCCGGCAUUGCGCCUAGAGUCACCUGGAUUUCUCUCGGAGGUGCCAUAUUCCUGGGAAGCUACCAAUGGGCCAUCAAUACUAUGACAUCCAUUUAG